AUGACGCCUAAUACGCCUUCUUCGAUUACUUUGAGCUGGUAUGAUUACACUAUAUUUGUAGGUACUUUAGUUUCCAGUACUUUGAUCGGAAUUUACUACGGAUGUUUUGGAACUAAACAAGGAACCACCAGAGAGUACCUCAUGGGAGGAACAACCAUGAAAAUCAUUCCCAUAGCAAUAUCAGUAGCAGUCAGCCAUAUUUCUGGAACUAUGCUACUAGGAACAGCCUCAGAAGUAUUCCGAUACGGAGGUAGCGUUUGGUUGACUGUUGUUGCACUAACAGUAAUGGGGUUUUUAACAAAUUUCGUUUAUCUUCCUGUGUUUUAUAAACUGCGCUUGAAAAACAUUUACGACUACUUGGAGCAAAGAUUCGACAAGAAAACAAGAACGUUGGCAAUCGUGUUUUACAUGAUUACUGAGAUACUUUUAUUCCCAGUGCAUGCGUAUUCUCCAUCUUGA
This is a messenger RNA of Zophobas morio, 459 nucleotides long. RefSeq names its product sodium-coupled monocarboxylate transporter 1-like. The coding region runs from base 1 to 459 and encodes 152 amino acids. NCBI's taxonomy places the organism in Eukaryota, Metazoa, Arthropoda, Insecta, Coleoptera, Tenebrionidae. The transcript is spliced from 2 exons. Gene Ontology annotation, biological process: transmembrane transport; sodium ion transport. The record is from RefSeq and is a predicted model, not a curated record. Gene Ontology annotation, molecular function: symporter activity. Gene Ontology annotation, cellular component: membrane.